Dioscorea cayenensis subsp. rotundata (Guinea yam) is the source of this 526-nucleotide messenger RNA. RefSeq names its product putative disease resistance protein At1g58400. The transcript is spliced from 2 exons. The record is from RefSeq and is a predicted model, not a curated record. Lineage: Eukaryota; Viridiplantae; Streptophyta; Magnoliopsida; Dioscoreales; Dioscoreaceae. Bases 22 to 378 code for a protein of 118 amino acids.
GAGAAAGACAGAGAGAGAAAGAUGGCUGAAACCGUUCUUUCACUGGUGGUAACCAAGCUUUCAGACCUGGUUACCCACGAGGUGCAAUUGGUGCGUGGUGUGAGAGAUAAGGUGAGCUGGUUGGAAAACGAGCUCCGUUGGAUUAAAGGCUUUCUCAAGGACGCAGAUGCAAGAGGAAAGACAGAUAAAAACUUCAAGAACUGGGUGAUUGAGGUAACUGAAGUUGCUUACCAAGCUGAAGCCACCAUUGAUACUUUCCUCAUCAAGGUUCGUCAAUCGGCAAACAUCAUCAACAGAGAGAGAGAUGGGGCAUGGGCCGUCAUUUUGCCUGGCCUGCCAGAACCAGUGCGGUCAAACCCUAGUCAGCUGACACUGUAGAACAGGUUGAAAACCCAUAAUCGGACCGUAUUGUAGAGGAAUUGUAGGUGUUUAUUUGAUAUAAUCAAUAUGUAAAUGUUGAAUUUUGAUCCAAUGGACUUGGUUAUAUGAUAACUACCACGAAACCAAGACGUGGUUCAUUUUCUAA